AUGCUACGUCGAAUCGAGGCAUUGACUGAACCUCUGGUCACCCGAAAGCCUGCCGCAGCACCAGCCCUCCCGCUGCAGGACGUCCAGCUUCCCAGCGGUCUUCUCGUCGCUUCUCUGGAGAACUACUCCCCCGUCUCUAAAAUCGGGGUGUUUGUGAAGGCCGGCAGUCGCUACGAGACCGCCGAAAACCUGGGCGUCACGCACAUCCUGCGCCUGGCAAGCAAUCUGAGCACGAAAGGUGCGUCAGCGUUCAGGAUCUGUCGUGGUCUGGAGGCAGUGGGCGCCAGUCUGAGUGUGAUGUCCUCAAGGGAACACAUGGUCUAUUCUCUGGACUGUCUAAGAGAAGACCCGGGACGGCUCACAGAGUACCUGAUCAAUGUGACAGCUGCUCCAGUCUUCACAAAUGAACACAACUUACGUUUGAUCAUGUUGCAUCUGUGUGUUUGUGAAGGCGUCAGUCAUGCUGCUCUGAUGAAGCUGGGCGAGCAGUUCUUCAGCACCCAUACAGGGGCGGGUGCACCUGGGGCUGUUUACCGGGGCGGUGAGCUGCGUGUGCAGAGCGGUGGAGGUCUGGUGCAUGCUCUGCUGGCGUGUGAAGGAGCCGCGGUGGGCUCUGUGGAGGCAAACGCCUUCAGUGUGCUGCAGAGGCUUCUGGGUGUUGGACCACACGUCAAGAGAGGAUCCAACAUCAGCAGCAAACUCAGUCAGGGCAUCGCCAGGGCCACCGCUCAGCCGUUUGAUGCCACGGCCUUCAGUGCUACUUACUCUGACUCCGGGCUCUUCGGAGUGUAUAUCAUCUCACAAGCAGAUUCAGGCCGCGAGGUGAUCAGUGCAGCCAUGGCACAGGUGACCGCUGUGGAUGAAGGAAGACUUACAGCAGAGGACCUCACCAGAGCCAAGACUCAGCUGUUGGUUGAUUAUCUGAUGUCUCUGGAGAGUUCAGAGGGUCUGCUGGAGGAGCUGGGAGCUCAGGUUUUGAGCAGUGGCACCUACAGCUCACCACAGACUGUGACGCAGAGCAUCGAGUCGGUGACCUCUGGUGACGUUGUCAAAGCUGCAAAGAAGUUUGUUGAAAGCAAGAAGACCAUGUCAUGUUAUGGACAUCUGGCAAACACACCAUUUGUUGAUGAAUUGUGAGAGUAAGUCCCAGUCUAAAGUGCACACAUUGUGCAGCUGCUUAUUUGAGUGUAAAAACAUUCAGAACUUGAUUGCUGUUGACGGUUGUAUUUUGGUCAGUUCAUCAUGAAGUCUGGUCCUUAGUAAUGGUUUACUGAGAGCAGAGCGUCAGUUUGGAUCCAUUUCACUGUAUAUCUGAUGUAUGUUCAUUAAAACAAAUCUAUCAGUGAUAAA
Messenger RNA from Carassius carassius (crucian carp), 1350 nucleotides. Its product is annotated as cytochrome b-c1 complex subunit 2, mitochondrial-like. The transcript has 11 exons. NCBI's taxonomy places the organism in Eukaryota, Metazoa, Chordata, Actinopteri, Cypriniformes, Cyprinidae. The record is from RefSeq and is a predicted model, not a curated record. The coding region runs from base 1 to 1137 and encodes 378 amino acids. Gene Ontology annotation, cellular component: mitochondrion. Gene Ontology annotation, molecular function: metal ion binding.